UUCGUUCAGAUGGACGCGAAACGCGCUCGCGAGUGCAGCUGAAACUUACGUUGUCCAGUGUUAAGGACUCUUGAAUGUACAAUAUAUAUGUUGUGGCAGCGACCGUAUUUCCACCACACUGAAUCCGCGAUCCGGUUGUUCGACAUGCUUAGGGGAGCUGCAGCUGUGGUGGACUCAGUGGAAAUCAUUUAAUGGUGUACCAGGAACUGAAGAAGUGCUUUCUUCGACUUUUGAAACCACUGCGGUACUUUUCCGGUGGUUAUCCAAAACUGUGAUUCUGGUUUUGUCUGAAAUGCUCAGAUAUUUAACGCACAAACUUCGCACACAAUCUCUCAGUGAAAGCGAAACCUACCAUGUCAAGACAGACGAUGAUAGAGAUUCCGGGACCGAAUCCGAUGACGAAGGUGCUGAAAUUGAAGAACUCCAGAAGUAUAUGGAAAGCAUCAUCCAUAUUGAAAGCAGUCGUCACAGUGACAACCGGCGAUCUAAAAGACAGCAGCAGCAACCAUUACACCAGGUGACAACGGGUGAUGAAGGGGGAGGGAAUACGACGGAACCCUUCCGCCACCGUCACCACCACCACCACCACAGACGGAGGACGAGCAACAACCGGUCUCCUGAUGCGGCCUUAGAUUCUGCGCUGCCCUCCGACAGCGAUCACAACUUUGAUCAUCAUAGUUCCGAAGAGGAACUGGAGGUGAUCAACAGCGGUAGUCCGCACCUCCUUCACCACCACCAUCCUGAGAAACGUAAGUGGGGAUGUGGUGGCACUGAGGAGGACGAGGAAGAGCUCUUCGUGUGCUGCCCCGUUGAAUUCAGGACUUCGCCGCCGGCUGACGUCCACAAACCCAGCAAGUGUCUGCGCCAGGCUCAUAUACCCCCACACGAGCUGUGUUCGGUGUCUCCUCGAAAAAGGCAUCGAAGGACCCCCACCGGCCAAGCCAUCCAGCGGCCGUGCCUGGACUUUGAAAAAAUGCAACAGAUUAACAGGGUGCGACUAUUGUGAGGUGAUGUGUUGACCGUCUUCUCUUUCUGCCUUCUUCAAUGUGUCUCUCUAAAUCUCUCGUCGUUGUAACGUUCCGCCGCGAUGACUUCAUCCCACCAGGGGACUAUUUUACUCCGCUUGGAAGAAAUGAAAAGGAAAAAAAAAAAAAAAAAAAAUCCAAAGCCAACUCUUAUGUAUUAAGUGUGCGCGCGCGCCUGUGUGUGUCUGUUAUUAAAAAAAAAGGGUUGCCGCCGCCUCGUCUCGUUUGAACUUUUGACUUUAUUUUUUUAUAUUAUUUUGCCUGAGCAAACUGGUCAGCUAAUCGGUGGAUAAAUUUAAGCAAAAGUAUGUAUAUAUAAAUUGGCUUUAUUUUCUAUGUUUCAAAAAUGAAAUUGAUGCUGUAAUGACACUGUUUAUGACUAAACAUAUAACUAUGAGUGACUUGCAUUUUCCACCAAACGGUAACGAUUUCGUACCUGGGAACAAGAUAUAUAUUUAACUGAAUGGUAUUUGUCAGCUUUAGAAAUUGAAUUAUGAGUUUAUAACUGAUUGCUGCUGAGAUAUUAAUUUGCAAAAUGUGUAUACAUAUAUGAAUGUAAUAAAUCUGAUAUUGAACUAGUGUGCUCUGCUGCAACUUCUGUUGAAUUGAAUUUAAAAGAAAAGUUUUCAUUUUGAAAGUAAUAUUUUGCGUUUGGUAACAUGUGAUAUUUUUGCUUCCUGAAUGAUAUUUAUCCUUUGUUGGUGUUAAGGCUAGAGUUUAACGCUUUCGCUUUCAUUUGCUUUUUAAGUAUUAAAAGUAUGUUUAAAAUAACUAUUAUUAUUGUGAAGGAAGAGUAUGACACUUGUUACGUGUAUUUUUUUCCUGUCUAGUUUUAAUAGUUUGUUAUUUUUUACAGCUACUUUAAAAAUUUUGAGUUGAUGAUGAAUAUUACUGUAAUAAUAGUAAUAUUUUAGUACCUUUCUUUUAAUCUUUUAAUGCAGAAUUAAACAUUUUAUAGGAUUUUGAGUUAUUAAAAGUAUUUUAUGUUCUCUAUUCAAAAACCAUUUGUUAUAACUUACAGUUUGGUACCAUCAGAAUUAUUUUUAAUAACUAAUAAUGCUGAAAUCUGAUAUAAAGAAUAUUUGAAACAAUUUGGUAACCCUUCCCAUUCGAAAGUGAAAUCUUGAGCAAGUUAGAGCAGUAUCGUAAUUUGCAUGCAUUGCACUUUCCUUUUAUGCUGCAUUACUAUGCUAGAGAUUAGUUUUUGAUUAUUUUUAGGUUAAUAUAUUUAAACGCAAGUCGACCGAAGUUUAAAUACCUCAGUGAUUCUUUAUGUAUUAUUAUGUGCCAUUAAAUAAUUUCUCAUAAUGGCUUAAAAUAGUCCUGGAAUAAAAGUGUCAUAUUUAAGUUUUAUUUUAUAAAGCGUAAUAAUUCAUUUAAUUGACAAUUAUGCAUUUUGUUGUUUGUCUUAUAUUAUGCAUUUUGUUGAAUAUUUUAUUAAUAUGUCGUGAUAACACUUGAAUUACACGUUUAAAGGAUCUUAAAUUUCUUCGACAAUGCAUUCGAUCCUCAUCUUUUAAUUUUGUUUAUUUCUCGUUUAGACAGGUAAAUUCUUAUUAUUUUUCACGCUAAUCGAUCUUAAAAAUUAUAUAAAAUGUUACCUUAUUUAAAAUAUAUUCUUUGAUUUAAUGUUUGUCCAAACAUAUCUAGAGUGUGACGAAUACCAUUCUCUGAAACCAUCGAAGAGAUUUCUACUUUAUAAAAAAAGUCUAUAUUCUGCGUGAAGAAAAAAAAAACUUAUUUAUAUAUAUUACGCAAGCGAUAUAUUUUAGUUUUAUUCAAGGAACCAAACUACACUGAAAUUUAAAAAAUAAAGGGUUUUGUGAUAUGUGUAACUAUAAAACCAAGUGGUCUUAAUUUCCUUGCCUUUUUUAUUUUUGAUAACGUUGAAAAAGUUAUUUUUUUGCGUAGAUACUCUUUGUAGUGCCUUCUAAGUUGAGAUAUUAAUGGUUCAUAUGUAUGAGCCUGUAAAACACUAUUUUGUGAUCAUGGGUUUGUUUUUGUAUUCAUGGUUCACACCAGAGAACCCGAGUAUUUCGACGGAAGCACACUGAACAGAAAAGAUGUAAAGGACAGUUGGUUUACUUUUUAAAAUUCCUUUUAUCCAUCUUGUAUGGAUGUGCCAGGUAGGAACACGGUAAAAAUUGUUAAUGGCAGGCGACCAUAAAUGAAACUAAUUGGAAUAAUUCAAGGGAACGUUUUUUAGUAUCUUUCUAUUUACUAUAUGAUAUCAAUUAGUGAGUUAAGGUAUUCUUAAAUAAUUCCUUUUCUUGUAAUUACUUUUUUCAAAGAAAAUUAUACUCUGAUUUUUUUCAAAAUUUGUUUACGGUCAUAUGUAGAAGGUUUCCAAAUAUCCGGAUAAACAAAUACCACAUCCUAUCUGGAUAUUAAAAAUAUCCGAAUAAUCCCUCCUUGUAGGUAUAGUUUUACUUUUACGUAAGGAUAACCCCUUCUUGUAGAUAUGAGUUUAAUGGAAGACGAGGUAGUUUUAUUCUUCUUUUACUUUGCAGUUAUUUCUAUAAAGAUUCUACGGUUAAAAAAUUUGAUAUCUAUAAAACUAAAACAUGAAACAUAUUUUUUCCCACGUAUUUUUUCGCUCGUAAUAGAGUUGUUAUAUUUUUUUUUUGUCUUAAAGCAAAAUGCAAUUAGAAUAACAUAUAAAAAAAAAAGAAGGAAGAAAUUAUGUAGUCUCUAAAAUUGAUUUUAAAAAUUAUUUAAUUUAUAUUAAACAAAAAUAUUAUUAUUUUGCUGAAAUACUUGAUUUUAUUUGCUUAAAAAAGCAUAUAAUUUAUACGUAUGAAAAUUAAAAUUUGAUAACAUAUAAAGUAACAUAAACGUACAAAAUAACGCAUAAAACGUUUAAACUUUCAACUAGUAUAAAAUUAUUACUUUUAAGGCACUGAAAAAUAAAAGUAUAACUAAAACUACGUUAAUAAAUGAACGACAAAAUUAAUUUUACGUGGCCUAGAAACACAAAUAAGCUAGCUGUUCGGAUAAGGGAUAUUUACUGAAAUUGGGAAUAAUAAAUUCUUCUACGGUGUACAGUCAUACUAAGUAUUUGCAUUGUUGUUGAUUUUUAAUCCAUUAAGGUAAAGUAAUUGAGGAAUGCCUUUUAGGAGGAAAGGAUGCUUUCGUGGAGAGCUUUUUAAGGAAAACCAACUCGUAUUCCCGUUACACCUGAUGAAAAAAAUCAGUCGGCUAAUAUAAAUCAGAACAUGGUUUAUGACGGUAGUAAAAAUAUAUACUUGGAAAAGUUUCUGUAUGUAACGAAUGCUAUUUAUUAUAGAUGUCCAUUUAGGAACUGUCCAGUCAGUAGUGACGUCAGAAAUUAUUCAGGUAUCCACAUUUUGCUUAGCUAUUGCCCAGGUUCCAAUAUGUUAACUUAUUGUCAAAACCCUGUUUUAUUUCUUUCUUAAAUUCUUUUUAAGUUAUAUUUUGGUGUUGAAUGCUGUCAGUGUGUGCCCGUCUUUAUGAGUUCGACUCAGGGUAACGAGUUUCUUUCUAAAGGUAUUAAAAACUUUAGCGUGUGGUAGAGUUAACUGCUACAGAUAUCGAAAUGAUGAACUAAUUACAGAGCAUGUUUUCUAUUAUUUCACAUGAUUAAUUCGCUUGCGAAAUCUAUUCUUACUACUCAUAUGCAUGUUGCGAAAUUUUUCUCCGAGCUUUGCUUUCAAUAAGUAUUUAAUCAUCGACAAAAUUAAGAUUAUGAAAACUAUACUUUGUAUAAUUACAAGUUACAGAGGUGUAUAGAAAAACUGUAUAUUUUUUGAAAAAUUGUAUAUAGUUUUACAUGAUGUGUAUCUGGUGUUUCAUAACAUUGCACUUAACUGUAAUUCUACUCGCCGACACGACACUGUAACUUUCAACAUUAACAACGCGUAUUUUGGUAUGACUAUUCCUUUAUGUGCUUUAAGACUUCAAAGAACUUAAAAAUGUCAAGUACCUCGUUAUCACCGUAGAUUAUUACCCAGUGAGUCAGUCCUCUUCCCUGAGUAAAAAAAAGUUUAGUGAAUUUAUUUUUCAUACAUGUUAACAAAUGUGAGACCAUGUUCCAUUUCUAUCUUUUCAAAGUGGUAUGUGUUAUUGCUUCAUUGCAUUAAAUAGCGUUCUAAUAUUGUAAGUGUUCUUGGGAAUUGCAGAGGUAACUGUUUAGUGUAAUUUAACUAUUUUAAAACCUUUUUGUAUUGCUUUUGUAUAUACAUGUAUGUACUUCGUGAAGGAGUUCUUUAGAAGCUAAAUAGUAGAAAAUAUUGCAGAAAUGUAAAAUUUUUUAUCUUUAUAUAUGUUGAAAAUGGAAAUCGUGUAGAUUAUUAAACAUGUAGAUGGUCAUUUUGGAAACCAAAAUUUUGCAAACGAAUUCAACUCUUUUUCUUCUCCGAGUUUUCGUUAAUAUUUUAUUGCUAUAAUAUUUUACUAUUUUUUAAAAAAUGUGAAAUGUAUGUUUGUUUAUUAAAAUAUAAAUUAAUUGCUUAUAUGAAAUGUAUUUAAAUUUGAUGAGUUGAUUUUUACGUAUGCUUUAACAUAUAUGUUAAAAAAAAUUUUAUAUUGUUCAAUCAAUCUUUUUGCUAAUAUGAACUAUUAGAUGGUAGACUUGUUUCAGAUUUCUAUGAAGCCUGUGAUUUUGUUUGAGAAAAUUUUUUGGACAUGUGUUGUGUGUUAUUACGUUUAGACUGCCAUCUUUAAAUAUCAGUGUUAUAGAUGUAAUAAAAUAAAAUGUAACGGCUCUGCUUUACAGUCCCGUUGUAGCCGUUAAGGUAAUACCGCAUUAGCUGACCAAACAUGGCGGUUGUCGACCCGGCGUGUGAUUGUGUCAUUUUCCCGUGUGUUUGUGAGCGUGAGGACAACAUAAUUUUUUUUUAAUCCGUCUCGUCCAAGUCAACCACUGAUUGGUCAACACACAAGAACUUUGAUCAAUAUAAAGCCGCUAAGAUGCACAAGUGAUCAGUUUUAUUCAGCCUACAUGGAAAAAAAAACAGAAAACGAUGAUUAAAAAAAUGCGAAUAAAUUUUGUGGAACGACGGAAAAAUUCUUUUUCAUUGCUAAGUAUGCGACAGAUGUGUUGUUAUAUAUAUAUUAUAUAUAAAUAUAUAUAUACAUGUCCGUUCUGGGUCAGUUUAUUGUCACCUGUAGCACUUAGCAAUAUUAAACACCUUCAGUAGUAAAAAAA
Messenger RNA from Stegodyphus dumicola, 6192 nucleotides. RefSeq lists its product as uncharacterized. The record is from RefSeq and is a predicted model, not a curated record. NCBI's taxonomy places the organism in Eukaryota, Metazoa, Arthropoda, Arachnida, Araneae, Eresidae.